Molecule: messenger RNA, 5126 nt
Organism: Lymnaea stagnalis (great pond snail)
Lineage: Eukaryota; Metazoa; Mollusca; Gastropoda; Lymnaeidae
Source: the annotation of a GenBank genome assembly
CGACGUAUACUAAAAUGGCGACUGAAGAUGAUCGAGGUACUUCAAGUCAAGAUUCUCAUCGUACAUCUCUUCUUGAAAUUAUCGAGGAAAGAAAUAGAAAUUUGAACAAAGUAUUUUAUUUUUUUCAAAAUAUAUUAUGCAAUUACUGUAUUUAGAUUGUUUCAUUUAAUUAAGAUAUCAUGACUUUGUUCAAAUAAAAAGACUACCGACUUAGACUUAGACUUAGUAAGUACUUAGUCUUUAUGUCUGACUACUGAGACUACAAAUGUUUAUUUACGUUUUAGAAAUUAGAAUUUUAUCUAAAAAUCAAUUUUUUUAAAUUUUCGAAUUGUUUACUUUUAAGUAUAUUAACCAGCUGAUACUGAUUUUCAGAACUGAAUAGUGGGAUGAUUUGACUAAAAAUACGUAUCCAUUACUGUGUUACAUUUCAUUUGCAAUGGGAGAAUUAACCAACUUGAUUUAUUAUUUUUCUUAUUCACUAAUUUUUAAAAUUUGUGUCUUCUGUCUUUGUGGACUGGUGAAUGGUAGCUUUGUGGCUGGUAUCAGUCUGCAGGCCACCCAGUAUGAAACACUGUCAUAAUACACAGUAAUUUCAUUGUUAUCUACUAUUCAUAUAUUUUAUAUCUAUAGUCUAUGGCACUAAAAGAUAUAAAUAAUUUUGAGACUGUUGUAUUUUAUUGUGUAUUAUGUGUCAUAAAUAUUCUUUUUUUAAAUCUAGUUCUUUUGUCUCUUUUGAUUUUAAUUUAUGCAAAUAAGCAGUCUUCUAUCCUUAGUUAUAAGAAUCCAAAGAUGACAUUAUUACAAUUCAAUUGCAGAAAUAUCUAAUUCAUCGCCUUGUCUACAUAUCCAAGAUAAGUGAUCCAACUGUUGACAGACAUGCUUUAGGAAGUGAGCCAUUUCUCAAAUUUUUGUUCUUAAUAAACCAGUUUUAUGCCUUUAUUUAAGAUAGUUACUCAUGAUUAAAUUUUAAUUAUAGAUCUAGUUAACUUAAGAUUUAUUAUUCCCAGACUACUACGAGGCUCUAAUGAAAAAGCUGCAGGUUGAUUUCCAAACAAGUGAGCCUAUAACUGGACUUAUGCUUAUAUAUCUUAAACAUGUUGUUCAUGUUAUAGAAGUAAGUGACCCAUACCAUAAUUUCACAAUUUUAAAACAAUGAAUACAUCAAAAAAUGUAUCAUGCUAUUUAAUGCAAGUUUUUUUAAAUUUUAAUUUUGAUAGUUUUUUAAAGAUGUUUUUUACAAUUAUUGUACAUUUUUGCAUUUUAACUGAAUAACAUGAUAUAAUUGUAUGUGAACAGUUUAAUUAUUAGGUAAGGAUUGGAAAAUCAUCAGGAGAUGAAAACAAAAGAACAAGUAUAUGACCUUUUUAUAAAAAGGAACAAAUAUUAGCCCUGGGAUGUUUGUAUAAAUUGUUUGGCUUGUAGCAGCAUUAUUUAUUCUCCCAAGACAAGCAAUUAUGCUUCCCAAUGGCAUUUUUUCAUGUGGCGCAGUAAGUUCACACAAGAGUGGUUGUCAUUUUCAGAGUCUUGACACUUGAAGAUGGUGAUGUCCAGGUUACUGAACUACAUGACCUUCUGUUUCAUUUGUGUACUUUCCACACAUUGUUCCCACUGAUCGUUACAUUGCAUUUAAUUAACCCUUUCCUCAGGCAUGUCUCAAACCUGUCAAUAUCCUUGCUGAACCCAGUAGCAAUGGUUGUUGUUGUCAGGUCUUGCAUCCCUGUAAUUGACCAGGGAGACAUCCUUUUGUUCUUUUUACAGUGGCAAGCUGUCAUAAGAGUAACAGGUUAUCCUUGGGAUUUCAUCUUCCAUUCUAUUCACAUGAACAAGCCAACGCAAAUUAAACUAAGAAGAGUCAAACUGUGGAUCAACUGUUGUUGAUAUGUGGUCACUCCAGAAAAGGCCUUUUUUGUUGAGGUUUCAAUGGUAUUAAAUUAUGUGCUUAGCACACAAUUCUCCACACUGCUAUCUUGUUAGUAAUGACUGUUCUUGGCUUGACUUAAUUUAAAAUUCUGUUAAUUACCUGGCCAUUGUCAUUGAUGCUUUUCCUAUUCUUUUUGUCUUUUGUUAAUAUGGGUCCAAAAAGUUUAAACAUAUAUACCCCGUAUGUAUAUUUAUUAACCACGUGAACUGCCUGGUUGAGUGCUUUUCACUGGGGACUUGCUGUUUGCACAAGAAACUGCUUUGGGAAGACCACAUACAAAAGCAACAUGUAUAGUUUAUCUGUAGCAUGUAAAGGCUAAGAAUCCCAAAGACCAUGAUAAGACAAUAAUGAGUAGGAAGAGUUUAUAUAGAAACAUUUCUUUUUCCGAAAUAUGUUCACUUCUGUAAUGAGACUUCAUUUAAAUAACAAUUAUUUGUGCAAAAUCUAAUGUUUCUCUUGAAUCCCCCCCCCUCUUUUUUUUUCACCCCCAGACAUCUUCAGAUCUUAUCCUUAAGAUAGUGGAGGAUUUGCAUAAGAUCGAGUCAGAAAAGGAUUCAUUUGUAUCAAAGUCAAAAAUUUUAAUAAUAUCUCAUGAUAUAUCCUUUUUUAUUUGCUAUGCCAAAAAUAUAAGCCUGAAAUAUAUUUAACUGUUCAUAUUAGAUUUCUUUAUACUACCGUACAUGAUAAUAUAUUUUAUAGUUACCAUAAAAUCUGGGGUAAAAUCUGCAUGAUGAAUUUCUGCCAGUUUGGUAUUAAAAUUGCAGGAAAAUAUCUCAUGUAUGAUACCCAACGAAAUGUUUCCUCGGUUUUCAUUUAUGUAAAGCACCAUGUCUUAUUUUCUGGUAACAUAAUGUAGUUCAAUCCUAGUGAAUAUUUAUUGAAUAUAAUUGUAUACAUUUAAAAGAAAUGAGUAUAAAUGAAAGCUAAUGUUUAUCCUGUGGGGAUUAUUUUGAGAUGUAUUUAUAUGUUUUUAAGUUACCUGACCAAGUUGGGGUAAAUUUUAUUAUAUGAUAACUUUAGCUUUGAAUAUACAUGUGUUAAAAAUUCAUUCCCAUUUUUAGUCUGCAGAAUAGGUUACAUUUUUUUAUGAGAACUAACUAUUUUUAAUUUAAGUAUUUUUAGAAACUUUAAAAAAUACUGACUUGCUAACAAAAAUGCUCAAAUUAAGAUGCUUAACAAUGUUGUAAAAGCUUGGUGGUGAAGCCACAUGGCUAUUAAUAGCAGGAUAAUUUAGGAAAUUCGGAAAUGUUCCCAGAGACCUAAAUCAACUCAUUACUUUAGCAAACGGAAAUUUAGUGAAUUUCAAAUCUUUCUCUAACAUGUGAUCCUUAACUUGGUUACAUAAAUUCAAGACUUUAUCAGCAAUGGUCAUUUAGGACACUUGAUAUCGUAGAACAUGGAAUUGAAGCCUUUGAUACAAAAGAAACUUUUGAAAACCUCAUUGUUGAACUCUUAACCCAAUUACUUAAACUGGGUGUCUACCUCAAUAAGCAGCCGAAGGUAAGAUGUUAUUUUCCUUCCAUCUGCAACUGAUAAAAUUAUUAUGAAGCGUACAUUUAAUAUACGCUCAACUUUAAUAAAAUUCAAUCUUAUUUAUCUAAAAUUUGUUGUUCAUUUCAGUUUCAGACACCCACAAACUGAAAUGAACUAAAAUUUUCUAUUGCUACUAAGGUUGGAAUUUGCUAUUUCUUUUUCUCCACAGCUUAACUUGAAAAAUGUAAUGGACUCAUUACAUGAUAAAGUACCUGAUCUUCUUCCACAACAAUGUAGGAUAUAUAUUAACCUUUUACAAAUCAAGUUUAAAAUCAAGUUUAAAAUAUGCUUAGGUUUUUGCACAAUUAGUCAGUCAUGAGAAUUACCGAUAUAUGUUUUUCUUGUUAGCAUCUUUAGCAGCUUAUGGUAUACAUGUAGAAAUUGACAUUUUUUAUUCAAUAUUUCUGAUUCCUACCAACUUGCUUGCUCCUUGCAGCUGUUGUACACUACUUGCUGGAAGAGAGUGACAGCAGUAUGAUCAGCCCUUUAGAAUACAUAGAUAUGUAUCGCAAGCCUUAUGACACAUUUUUAGAGAGUGGUAAGCCUAACAAAAUGAUUAAUUUAAUAAUUAUAUGACUCUAAUGAUGAGACUCUUCAUGUUCAUGGGAAAAAAUUGCAUAUUUCUAUGAAGAUAUUUUUAUAAGCCCAACAAAAUGAUUAAAUUUAAUCAAUAGAUUAAUCCAGCAAAGUGACUCCCAAGUAAAUUUUGCAUAUUUCUUCAGACAUUUUUACUAACAAUUACUCAAUAAGUGUUCAUGUCUAAGAGGCAUUUUAUUUAUAGCUGCGUUAACAAUUACAAUUUUAAAUUACAAAUAAUUUGUUAAUCCAUUUUAAGUAGCGUCAUUAAAUAUGUUUUUAUUUCAUCUCCAGAUAUGGUGUGGCCAAUUCCAACAAGAUUGUUUCCUUACAACUAGCCAUGGAUAUUCUAAUGCACUUCAAAUUGUUACAGUUUUCAGUCAUCACCUUUAUCUUUGCCUGAAAUCUGUGAUACAGCUGUGGGUGGUCUAUAACGUUAAAGAAAUUUGUUUGUUUUCAAAUUUUAAAUUUAAACUGGAGAGGAUUUUUGUAUUGAGUUGAACAGCUGGGAGUAGGUGUCUAUAGUAAUAAAGAUUUUAAGAAAAAUUUACCACUAUUCGUUUUCAAAUUUUAAAUUUAAACUGCAAAGGUUUUGAUUUAUUAAGUUAAUGAGAUAGGAGUAGGAAUUUAUAGUCAUAAAGAUUUUACCUUCCAUAAAAAAAACAAAAUUGAAAAUAUAACACACAUGAGAUAAUAAGUGAGUGGUUUAGAAUGUAUAAAAUGUUCUAGUUAAGAUUGGGUAUCUAAUAACGUGAUUUUUAUUAAAUGUAACAAGCAUUAAUUUCAAGAGAUAUUUCUUUGAACAGACACAAGUCUAAGCUAACUCCAUAGAGAUUUAUUUCACAGUGGCCCACAUUUAAGUCAAUCAAUCUAAACUGGAUUAUGGGUUCCUUUUCUAAUUCUACUACACAUUUGUAAGAAAUUCUAUCAGAGUGAUUUCCAAUAGUAAUCAUAAUAAUUAAUGAAUCAUUCAUGUCUUUAUCAUGGUGUCUGUAAUGAUGUCUAUUCUGGGUUCAACUCCCUUACAUUAUCGUUGAGAAUACCAACAUGGCAUACGUUUAUUCAGAUCAUUAAAAUAAGAGAGAGAGAAGGGGGG